AUGGACAGACGGAGUAUGCAAGAGCAACGACAUCGUGAAGCAAGGCAGUCUGUGGGUGAUAUCGCAGGAGGUCUUAGUCAACACCUUGGGCAUCGCACGUCUUUUACUCGAAAGCGCGCAGAGUCGCACCAGUCUCAAACAGCAACCUCACCACGGGUACUGUCGCCAUCGGAAAUCGAGCAACUGCCCCAACAAGCCUUGAUCUCUGCAUACCUGCGAUCUUCGUAUCAUGGGGACCACGCAGAUCGCCCAGAGAGACUUUCCUCAGCUGGAUCCUACUACACAGCUUCGUCAUCGCACUACAAAUCGCAAGGCGAAAUGAGGAGAAUAAGCGGGAACUUCAACGCACCAACGGAGAUUGAGGUGGAGCGACAGAGGAGCCACUCUAAACGGUCACGGGGUAUGGGAAAACUCAGGGAUGUGUUCAAGGGUCUGGUGCGGGCGUAGGAUCAGUUCGUUGAGGUCGGUACUGGUACCUGCUUUCCCUUGUGCACACCAUGUCAUCUUAAAUUCGUCAUGGCACACACGACCUCGCGUCACUCUAUGCGCGUUGUCCGCGCCGUGGGCUUGUUCUCUUAGAUACCCAACAUCUGCCCUUGAUCUGCUUGUUUC
Messenger RNA from Bipolaris maydis ATCC 48331, 612 nucleotides. RefSeq lists its product as uncharacterized. The record is from RefSeq and is a predicted model, not a curated record. NCBI's taxonomy places the organism in Eukaryota, Fungi, Ascomycota, Dothideomycetes, Pleosporales, Pleosporaceae.